AGGAGGAAAAAAAUUACUAAGGAGCGCACAGCAGUCUGUCUUCGCACACUGCUAGAAAAAUAUGAUCCGGAGAAGAUCGCGCGUCUUUUCCAACAGGACAACAUUCCCAGUGCGACUCAUUUCAGCUGAACACCACCGAGGCUUUGCUCCCUAGUGAACUCUUCUCUUACAAACAUCUCUCUCUUUUGAUUUCUCCCUUUCUGCGCUGGAGCUUUCGUGCCAGAAAAUGUGCGUGGAGAGCGAUGGAUGCGAUAUCGAAGGCUGCAGCAGUUCGGAUGAGGUGCGCACGCUGUCUGGCAGCAUGAGCCCGGGUCUGAUGCCCAGCCCGGACCUGCGUCCCUGCAAGCCGGGCCAGAAAUUCCGCGCGGCGCUGCUCAGGUACCGCUCCAUGCCGGCUGUCGCCGCGGGGAUCCUCACUUUUGGAAACGUCCUCAAUUACAUGGACAGAUACACCGUGGCGGGUGUUUUGCUGGACAUUCAGCGGGAUUACAGUGUGACGGACAGCCAGGCCGGCUUGUUGCAAACAGUCUUCAUCUGUAGCUUUAUGGUGGCAGCUCCCAUCUUCGGUUACCUUGGCGACCGCUUUAACAGAAAGGUCAUCUUGAGCUGUGGCAUUUUCUUCUGGUCCAUUAUCACCCUGUUGAGCUCGUUCAUCCCAAGUGAGCACUACUGUCUGUUCGUGCUCUCCAGAGGCCUGGUGGGUAUCGGAGAGUCCAGCUACUCCUCCAUCUCUCCCACCAUCAUCGGCGACCUGUUCACCAGUAACAAACGCACCAUGAUGAUCUCAAUUUUCUACCUGGCCAUCCCACUGGGAAGUGGGUUGGGUUACAUCCUGGGCUCCGGUGCGAAGGACGCCGCCAAAGACUGGCACUGGGCAUUAAGGGUGUCCCCCCUCCUGGGUAUCACCGCAGGAGCUUUGAUCCUGCUCUUUGUGCCAGAUCCAAAAAGAGGCGACACUCACCAGAAGGGAGGACGCAUGAGGACCAGCACCUCCUGGAUCUACGACAUUAAAGCACUCCUCAAGAAUCGCAGCUACAUGUUCUCUUCCCUGGCGUCGGCAGCAGUGUCCUUUGCUAUAGGUGCCUUUGGCAUGUGGAUUCCCAUCUACCUGUUCAGGGCCCAGGUGGUGCAGAAGAUAGCGGUGCCCUGCACUAAAGGAAUCUGCCGCAGCACAGACAGCCUGAUCUUUGGGGCGAUCACCUGCGUGACGGGACUGCUGGGCGUGAUCAUCGGGUUUGCCACCACCCGCUUCUUUCGCAAGAAGACGGAUCGAGCUGAUCCGCUUGUGUGUGCUAUCACCAUGCUGGGGUCAGCCAUCUUUAUCUGCAUCAUUUUCGUGGUGGCCAAGAAGAGCAUUGCUGGAGCUUAUAUUUGCAUCUUCAUCGGAGAGACGCUGCUUUUUGUGAACUGGGCCAUAACUGCUGACAUUUUAAUGUUUGUCGUUAUUCCCUCAAGGAGAGCAACAGCCCUUGCCUUCCAGAGCUUCACCACUCAUCUCCUGGGCGAUGCGGGAAGUCCGUAUCUGAUCGGUCAGAUCUCCGACAGACUUCAGAAGAACUAUACUACAUCAGCGCUAUGGCAGUUCCUCAGUUUGGGCUACGCGCUCAUGUUGUGUCCCUUCAUCAUCGUCCUGGGGGGCAUGUUUUUCCUGGCCACUGCACUGUUCUUCUUGGAUGACAAGGAGAAGGCCGAGAAACAGUUGAACCAGUCCACACAUCGGUCCUCUUCCGUCAAGGUAUGACCAGGUGGUGAGCCAACAAGAAGCCUUCUGAGCAAACUAAAGAAGAUGCUCUCCGUCCUUUUAUCGUCCUCUUGACUCCUGCUGCUCUUACACGCUCGUGGAGGCCACGCCAAACUGAAACGAGGGAGCGUCUUGCCCCUCCUCAAACUGCCAGUGAGGAAGUGCUCUGCUGUGUGCUGAAAUCAUCCCUCCAAACGACGGAGGUUUCAUCACCUCCGUCUGCGAGGAUCCACUGAACCUUCCAGGGGGGAUUUCGUACCCCUGGGAGUCCUAAUGCCAUACUACUGAAUGCUGACCCUGAACCCGCCCUGCCUGCCUGCCUGCUUGCCCAGCCGUAUGUCUCAUAUGUGUCUGUCUGUGUCUUUCAUUUGGCUGUCAACCUGCACCAAGUGCCAUAGCCUCAUGACAUUCCUUCGGACUUUGCACUGAGUUCACCACUGGCUAUGUUUACAUGCACGUAACAGUUCUGGGAUCAUCAAGCUGUGUGUGUGUGCAUCUUUUAGAUUCUAAUGUUUUGCAGAAAUUAUCCCACCCAGACUUUUUUUUAGUUUAGACCAAUGAAAAGUGUUAACCGUCAUCUGUUGUGGAAAGAGGGAUGCAACAGGUGCUUAAAUGAACAAAAACACAAUCUGUUUUGGACCUUGACCACAGGAUCAGUGUUGCAACGAUCCAGUCAUGCUGCAGUGACACCGUACUCCCAUGCAGGAAUCUGCAACUGCUAAAAUGCACAGAGCUGCAGCUUCCUGCACUUUCUUAGGAGUCGUAGAGCUACAGCAGUACUGGAAUGUGAUUUGAUUUUUGCAAUGCUUGGUGGUCCAUCUUUACAGAAGCACUUCCCAUAUUGUGACAACUGUCAGAUACACCUUAAUCACAGUAUUAACAAAAAAAAUGUUUUGAUUUAUUUGACGGGUGCAGUAUUCUUCUUUUUUAGCUCUGCUGUGCAUGUAAACAUAGCGGUCAACCAAGAGCCAAAAACAGUGUUACAGUUCAAAGGUCAGUGAGUCAGCCUUAAGAACAGGAACUUUCACAUCCACAGAUGUUUAACCCAGAUUUAUGAAUUCUGCUUGAUGUUUUUUAGCACUUAAACCAGUGCAGGAGUGACGAAUCUGCGCGAUUUCUGCACAUUUUGUUACUUUUGAUUUUUGUGUGUGAGUAUGUAAUGUCAAAUUUAAUAUUGAGCUAGGAUUGUUUUCGAGGAGUGAUGAUGCAAUUCGGGUGAUUUAAAGCAGACACUGGAUUUUAUGCUUUGUAAUUUAUUAUAUAUGUGCUCAUAUAUGCUUUAAUCCUUCCACCCCCUCCAAAACAACAUGGAUUGCUCCUCUCUUGGCUUGAAACGAAAGACAGCUGUGUGGGGAAACCAACCAUUACAUAUCCACACUGCCUUAUCAGGUAGUUGGGUCUCCCUUCAUACUCUCUGAUGGUUGGUUUUGAAUUUCUGGACACAAAAAACACCCACACAGAGACGGGGGUCACUUUUAAUGAUGGAUUCCAGUCCAGUCCUCGAGGGUCACAAUAACAUGCAUUGUGAAGAGAGAGAGAGGACACCCCUCCUUCAUGCAGUGUAGAUAUCUGAUUCCAGGAUUUGGUGAAAGGUCCUUUGAAAGGAGCUGGAGACGCAGUCAUCACUUUAUUAGUGAUUGGAAUCAAAACCCAGGAAAGGAGCCGGAAAGUUUUCAGCCUUAGGACGGACAGGAGAGACUCUUAUCAAUGAUAAGGAGUCUGUCUUUUUGGCGGAAGCACAUAAUAACAACAAGCUGCGUAACAGUCCAAUUCAAUAUUAGAAAUAACAAAUUAGUUUUAUAUAUAUAUAUAUAUAUAUAUAUAUAUAUAUAUAUAUAUAUAUAUAUAUAUAUAUAACUCAAUGCAUUAUUUUGGGGAGAAUAGUUUUUUUUAUUUCUACAAAUUUAGAGAAAUCUGGAGUUUAAAGCAACACAUAAGACGUUUUCUGCUUCUCCCUCCUACUGGUGGAAAGCAGAAUUACAACUGUCGUAAACAACCCUGCUGUAGCUAGCGCUAAGAAUGAGCUAAGGCUAACACAAGUAAACUGAUACUAAAUAAGCCUCGAAGUAAAAUGAUCCACACCGUUGGACAAAAAAAUAUUAUUACUUACAAGUUAAAUUGCAACAAAGCCAGGUCACCAUCAGUCUGUGAUUUCAUAGCCUCCUUUAGCUCACUGAAUUGUGUGCAGGCUGCGCCGAUGUUCACUCUGGUUUUAAGUUACUCUCUUACUUUUACCUCCAGGCUCUGCCAUGAUGGCAACAAAAAGAAAACCUAUUUUUGUUCUUCCUGUGCUUUUUUGUUGACAGUCAUCAAACUGAAAAAGCUAACUGCUAGCCUGUAUAUUAGUUACAGGCACAGCAAACAGCUGUUGUCUUAAAGGAAUUAGAAACCUCCCACUGGUGUUCCUACCCAAACCACAAAACUAUUAGAAGCUGUUUCUGGUAAUCAGAGGGCUACAGAGUGCUAUUCGGUGUAAGGUUGCUCAAUUUUACGGCUCAAGAACCACUGAAACCAGUUUGAAAGCAAUAUUUUAAAGCAUUUAAAAAUAUUUAGUGUUGCUUUAAGGGUGGAAUCAGCUGAGAACUUCUGCAUACAUGUUUUUCUUUUUUAAAAAAGCACUUUUUUCAAACCCCUAAGACAUGAUCUGAGGAGGAUUGUUGACUGACCCCAGCAGAGGAGUGUGUUACGGUGCAUCUUGUAGCAGUGGUGUGUUAGCGUGACUCACUGAGGGUGUGUGGGCUGUGUCCUUAAAGCCAGACCGUUAGCUUUAGCUUGUAUCCAGCUGCAUGGAGCUCUCUGAAUGUGAUCGCGUCCAACCCGAUGUGUUUACACACCUUCAUCUUAAAGAACUAAGCUUCUUACCCUCCAUUUGUUGAUUUUUCUUGUCUUUUACCAAAUGAGGUUUUUAUUAACUACAGUAGAUAUAUAUAUAUAUAUAAAUAUACAUAUAAAUAGCUAUAUCAUGCAGUAUCUUUAAUAUUAUUGUAAAUGAUGGUUUCGAUGCAAUGUAUUUAUUAUUUGUUACCAUAAUGAAGAAUUUUCUAUAAAGGGAAGUUUAUAAUGUUGAAAUAUACUACAUUUUAUUGUGUCAUCGGGUUUUUAAAUGCCUAGUAGUUGGUUUUGUAUCAGAAUUAAUCAACACAUUACCUUUUACUUAUCACUAAGAUUCAUCUCGUUUACUGUGACUACAAAUUUGACUUCUCACACACAAAAAGAGAAGUGCAAUGUGAUGUUUUUAGGAUGCAAUUCUUUUGUUUUUGGUUUUUUUCCUCUGCUUUUGUGAAUUUAUAUUCUUUUAGAAUAACCAGAAGAAAAAAAUUAUUUUUGCACACUUAUUGUUCAGGGAUUUGUUUGAACCACAGCCUCUGUCGCAGACGUUUGUCACUUCACGCACAUUUUAAGGCGUUGAAGUCAAAGAAGCUGGCUCUGGUCAGAUGGGUCAUGAACAAAAGUUUCACUUUGCCAAAAACAGAGUUGAUUCUGGCGCCUAUCCUGUUGCGUUGAGUUCUUCUACGUAAAUGAUCCCCGAGGUGAUGUCCUGACAGCGUGCUAUUUCUUGUCAUACAAGAAUCUUGUAUAAAGAAACAUAUUUCUGAUGUUGAGCAGAAAACAGAGGCUAUUUUUUAUUUUUAGUCAGUAAAAAGAAGCUUCAGAGAAAUCAAAGUAAUAUAGUAAAACUGAAUUGUGACGCCACUUUGUCAAGGGAAGGGGGUGUCAAAUUAAAAUGUACAUGUCUGUAAAUCAAAUAAACCUAUUUAAUCACC
This is a messenger RNA of Nothobranchius furzeri (turquoise killifish), 5505 nucleotides long. It is a transcript of the gene spns2, whose product is annotated as SPNS lysolipid transporter 2, sphingosine-1-phosphate. NCBI's taxonomy places the organism in Eukaryota, Metazoa, Chordata, Actinopteri, Cyprinodontiformes, Nothobranchiidae. The record is from RefSeq and is a predicted model, not a curated record. Gene Ontology annotation, biological process: sphingosine-1-phosphate receptor signaling pathway; transmembrane transport; lipid transport. Gene Ontology annotation, cellular component: membrane. Gene Ontology annotation, molecular function: sphingolipid intramembrane carrier activity; transmembrane transporter activity.